UUCGUUGUCUCCCUUGGUCAGCUUCCGCCCAUACUUUCCACAACCAUGGCACUGUUUCGGCAAGUUUUUAGAAGUACAAACUUACUAAGGCAGUGUAGCAGAGUAGCUGCUGCCCAUCAACAACACAGAGGAUAUGCUGAAAUGGCAUUAACUUUUGCAUGUCCGUCUGAAUUGUACUAUGCCAAUGCCAAUAUACAACAAGUAGAUGUACCAGCUACUAAUCAAAGUUUUGGAAUUCUUGCAAACCAUGUACCAACAAUAGCAGUGCUCCAACCAGGAGUUGUUAUUGUCACUGAGGAAAAUGGAGAGAAAAAGAAAUUCUUUGUGAGUAGUGGUUCAGUAACAGUAAACAAAGACUCAUCAGUACAGGUUCUAGCAGAAGAAGCUCAUCCUAUAGACAGAUUUGAUAGAGACGCUGUUAGAGAUGGAUUACAUAAAGCUCAGGCAGAUUUAGCAGCAGCUUCAACAGAGGUUGGUAAAGCUGAAGCCCAAGUUGCUAUAGACUGUUACACAGCUGUACAGAAAGCAAUGGAAUAAGACAUUUAAAUUCAUUGUUUAUACUGGAGUGCUGUUUAUAGAUUAUUAAAUAUGACCAAUA
Mytilus californianus (California mussel) is the source of this 598-nucleotide messenger RNA. Its product is annotated as ATP synthase subunit delta, mitochondrial-like. The transcript has 4 exons. Gene Ontology annotation, biological process: proton motive force-driven ATP synthesis. The record is from RefSeq and is a predicted model, not a curated record. The coding region runs from base 46 to 537 and encodes 163 amino acids. Gene Ontology annotation, molecular function: proton-transporting ATP synthase activity, rotational mechanism. Lineage: Eukaryota; Metazoa; Mollusca; Bivalvia; Mytilida; Mytilidae.